AUGGAGGAGCAGGUGGAGGUUCUGAGGAGCGAGCUGGUUAAGGCGGGAGGAGAGGGAAAGAUCAAAGCCGUAAACAUUGAAAGCUGCAAGUCACCGCCGCCUUCCCCGGCCCUCUCUCCUUGUGUCACCGCCGCCUUCCCCGGCCCUCUCUCCUUGUGCCACCGCCGCCUUCCCCGGCCCUCUCUCCUUGUGCCACCGCCGCCUUCCCCGGCCCUCUCUCCUUGUGCCACCGCCGCCUUCCCCGGCCCUCUCUCCUUGUGUCACCGCCGCCUUCCCCGGCCCUCUCUCCUUGUGUCACCGCCGCCUUCCCCGGCCCUCUCUCCUUGUGCCACCGCCGCCUUCCCCGGCCCUCUCUCCUUGUGCCACCGCCGCCUUCCCCGGCCCUCUCUCCUUGUGUCACCGCCGCCUUCCCCGGCCCUCUCUCCUUGUGUCACCGCCGCCUUCCCCGGCCCUCUCUCCUUGUGCCACCGCCGCCUUCCCCGGCCCUCUCUCCUUGUGCCACCGCCGCCUUCCCCGGCCCUCUCUCCUUGUGUCACCGCCGCCUUCCCCGGCCCUCUCUCCUUGUGUCACCGCCGCCUUCCCCGGCCCUCUCUCCUUGUGUCACCGCCGCCUUCCCCGGCCCUCUCUCCUUGUGCCACCGCCGCCUUCCCGGCCCUCUCUCCUUGUGUCACCGCCGCCUUCCCCAGGCCCUCUCUCCUUGUGCCACCGCCGCCUUCCCCGGCCCUCUCUCCUUGUGCCACCGCCGCCUUCCCCGGCCCUCUCUCCUUGUGUCACCGCCGCCUUCCCCGGCCCUCUCUCCUUGUGCCACCGCCGCCUUCCCCGGCCCUCUCUCCUUGUGCCACCGCCGCCUUCCCCGGCCCUCUCUCCUUGUGUCACCGCCGCCUUCCCCGGCCCUCUCUCCUUGUGUCACCGCCGCCUUCCCCGGCCCUCUCUCCUUGUGCCACCGCCGCCUUCCCCGGCCCUCUCUCCUUGUGCCACCGCCGCCUUCCCGGCCCUCUCUCCUUGUGUCACCGCCGCCUUCCCCGGCCCUCUCUCCUUGUGUCACCGCCGCCUUCCCCGGCCCUCUCUCCUUGUGUCACCGCCGCCUUCCCCGGCCCUCUCUCCUUGUGUCACCGCCGCCUUCCCCGGCCCUCUCUCCUUGUGCCACCGCCGCCUUCCCCGGCCCUCUCUCCUUGUGUCACCGCCGCCUUCCCCGGCCCUCUCUCCUUGUGUCACCGCCGCCUUCCCCGGCCCUCUCUCCUUGUGUCACCGCCGCCUUCCCCGGCCCUCUCUCCUUGUGCCACCGCCGCCUUCCCCGGCCCUCUCUCCUUGUGUCACCGCCGCCUUCCCCGGCCCUCUCUCCUUGUGUCACCGCCGCCUUCCCCGGCCCUCUCUCCUUGUGUCACCGCCGCCUUCCCCGGCCCUCUCUCCUUGUGUCACCGCCGCCUUCCCCGGCCCUCUCUCCUUGUGCCACCGCCGCCUUCCCGGCCCUCUCUCCUUGUGUCACCGCCGCCUUCCCCGGCCCUCUCUCCUUGUGUCACCGCCGCCUUCCCCGGCCCUCUCUCCUUGUGCCACCGCCGCCUUCCCCGGCCCUCUCUCCUUGUGUCACCGCCGCCUUCCCCGGCCCUCUCUCCUUGUGCCACCGCCGCCUUCCCCGGCCCUCUCUCCUUGUGCCACCGCCGCCUUCCCCGGCCCUCUCUCCUUGUGCCACCGCCGCCUUCCCCGGCCCUCUCUCCUUGUGUCACCGCCGCCUUCCCCGGCCCUCUCUCCUUGUGUCACCGCCGCCUUCCCCGGCCCUCUCUCCUUGUGUCACCGCCGCCUUCCCCGGCCCUCUCUCCUUGUGUCACCGCCGCCUUCCCCGGCCCUCUCUCCUUGUGUCACCGCCGCCUUCCCCGGCCCUCUCUCCUUGUGUCACCGCCGCCUUCCCCGGCCCUCUCUCCUUGUGUCACCGCCGCCUUCUCCGGCCCUCUCUCCUUGUGUCACCGCCGCCUUCCCCGGCCCUCUCUCCUUGUGCCACCGCCGCCUUCCCCGGCCCUCUCUCCUUGUGCCACCGCCGCCUUCCCCGGCCCUCUCUCCUUGUGUCACCGCCGCCUUCCCCGGCCCUCUCUCCUUGUGCCACCGCCGCCUUCCCCGGCCCUCUCUCCUUGUGCCACCGCCGCCUUCCCCGGCCCUCUCUCCUUGUGCCACCGCCGCCUUCCCGGCCCUCUCUCCUUGUGCCACCGCCGCCUUCCCCGGCCCUCUCUCCUUGUGCCACCGCCGCCUUCCCCGGCCCUCUCUCCUUGUGUCACCGCCGCCUUCCCCGGCCCUCUCUCCUUGUGCCACCGCCGCCUUCCCCGGCCCUCUCUCCUUGUGCCACCCGCCGCCUUCCCCGGCCCUCUCUCCUUGUGUCACCGCCGCCUUCCCCGGCCCUCUCUCCUUGUGUCACCGCCGCCUUCCCCGGCCCUCUCUCCUUGUGUCACCGCCGCCUUCCCCGGCCCUCUCUCCUUGUGCCACCGCCGCCUUCCCCGGCCCUCUCUCCUUGUGUCACCGCCGCCUUCCCCGGCCCUCUCUCCUUGUGUCACCGCCGCCUUCCCCGGCCCUCUCUCCUUGUGUCACCGCCGCCUUCCCCGGCCCUCUCUCCUUGUGCCACCGCCGCCUUCCCGGCCCUCUCUCCUUGUGCCACCGCCGCCUUCCCCGGCCCUCUCUCCUUGUGUCACCGCCGCCUUCCCCGGCCCUCUCUCCUUGUGCCACCGCCGCCUUCCCCGGCCCUCUCUCCUUGUGCCACCGCCGCCUUCCCCGGCCCUCUCUCCUUGUGCCACCGCCGCCUUCCCCGGCCCUCUCUCCUUGUGUCACCGCCGCCUUCCCCGGCCCUCUCUCCUUGUGCCACCGCCGCCUUCCCCCGCCCCUCUCUCCUUGUGUCACCGCCGCCUUCCCCGGCCCUCUCUCCUUGUGUCACCGCCGCCUUCCCCGGCCCUCUCUCCUUGUGCCACCGCCGCCUUCCCCGGCCCUCUCUCCUUGUGCCACCGCCGCCUUCCCCGGCCCUCUCUCCUUGUGUCACCGCCGCCUUCCCCGGCCCUCUCUCCUUGUGUCACCGCCGCCGCCUUCCCCGGCCCUCUCUCCUUGUGCCACCGCCGCCUUCCCCGGCCCUCUCUCCUUGUGCCACCGCCGCCUUCCCCGGCCCUCUCUCCUUGUGCACCGCCGCCUUCCCCGGCCCUCUCUCCUUGUGUCACCGCCGCCUUCCCCGGCCCUCUCUCCUUGUGCCACCGCCGCCUUCCCCGGCCCUCUCUCCUUGUGCCACCGCCGCCUUCCCCGGCCCUCUCUCCUUGUGUCACCGCCGCCUUCCCCGGCCCUCUCUCCUUGUGCCACCGCCGCCUUCCCCGGCCCUCUCUCCUUGUGCCACCGCCGCCUUCCCCGGCCCUCUCUCCUUGUGCCACCGCCGCCUUCCCGGCCCUCUCUCCUUGUGUCACCGCCGCCUUCCCCGGCCCUCUCUCCUUGUGCCACCGCCGCCUUCCCCGGCCCUCUCUCCUUGUGUCACCGCCGCCUUCCCCGGCCCUCUCUCCUUGUGCCACCGCCGCCUUCCCCGGCCCUCUCUCCUUGUGUCACCGCCGCCUUCCCCGGCCCUCUCUCCUUGUGUCACCGCCGCCUUCCCCGGCCCUCUCUCCUUGUGCCACCGCCGCCUUCCCCGGCCCUCUCUCCUUGUGCCACCGCCGCCUUCCCCGGCCCUCUCUCCUUGUGUCACCGCCGCCUUCCCCGGCCCUCUCUCCUUGUGCCACCGCCGCCUUCCCCGGCCCUCUCUCCUUGUGUCACCGCCGCCUUCCCCGGCCCUCUCUCCUUGUGCCACCGCCGCCUUCCCCGGCCCUCUCUCCUUGUGCCACCGCCGCCUUCCCCGGCCCUCUCUCCUUGUGCCACCGCCGCCUUCCCCGGCCCUCUCUCCUUGUGUCACCGCCGCCUUCCCCGGCCCUCUCUCCUUGUGCCACCGCCGCCUUCCCCGGCCCUCUCUCCUUGUGUCACCCCGCCGCCUUCCCCGGCCCUCUCUCCUUGUGUCACCGCCGCCUUCCCCGGCCCUCUCUCCUUGUGUCACCGCCGCCUUCCCCGGCCCUCUCUCCUUGUGUCACCGCCGCCUUCCCCGGCCCUCUCUCCUUGUGUCACCGCCGCCUUCCCCGGCCCUCUCUCCUUGUGUCACCGCCGCCUUCCCCGGCCCUCUCUCCUUGUGUCACCGCCGCCUUCCCCGGCCCUCUCUCCUUGUGUCACCGCCGCCUUCCCCGGCCCCUCUCUCCUUGUGUCACCGCCGCCUUCCCCGGCCCUCUCUCCUUGUGUCACCGCCGCCUUCCCGGCCCUCUCUCCUUGUGUCACCGCCGCCUUCCCCGGCCCUCUCUCCUUGUGCCACCGCCGCCUUCCCUGGCCCUCUCUCCUUGUGCCACCGCCGCCUUCCCGGCCCUCUCUCCUUGUGCCACCGCCGCCUUCCCCGGCCCUCUCUCCUUGUGUCACCGCCGCCUUCCCGGCCCUCUCUCCUUGUGCCACCGCCGCCUUCCCCGGCCCUCUCUCCUUGUGCCACCGCCGCCUUCCCCGGCCCUCUCUCCUUGUGUCACCGCCGCCUUCCCCGGCCCUCUCUCCUUGUGUCACCGCCGCCUUCCCCGGCCCUCUCUCCUUGUGUCACCGCCGCCUUCCCCGGCCCUCUCUCCUUGUGCCACCGCCGCCUUCCCCGGCCCUCUCUCCUUGUGCCACCGCCGCCGGCCUUCCCCGGCCCUCUCUCCUUGUGCCACCGCCGCCUUCCCCGGCCCUCUCUCCUUGUGUCACCGCCGCCUUCCCCGGCCCUCUCUCCUUGUGCCACCGCCGCCUUCCCCGGCCCUCUCUCCUUGUGCCACCGCCGCCUUCCCCGGCCCUCUCUCCUUGUGCCACCGCCGCCUUCCCCGGCCCUCUCUCCUUGUGUCACCGCCGCCUUCCCCGGCCCUCUCUCCUUGUGUCACCGCCGCCUUCCCCGGCCCUCUCUCCUUGUGCCACCGCCGCCUUCCCCGGCCAUCUCUCCUUGUGUCACCGCCGCCUUCCCCGGCCCUCUCUCCUUGUGCCACCGCCGCCUUCCCCGGCCCUCUCUCCUUGUGUCACCGCCGCCUUCCCUGGCCAUCUCUCCUUGUGUCACCGCCGCCUUCCCCGGCCCUCUCUCCUUGUGUCACCGCCGCCUUCCCCGGCCCUCUCUCCUUGUGCCACCGCCGCCUUCCCCGGCCCUCUCUCCUUGUGUCACCGCCGCCUUCCCCGGCCCUCUCUCCUUGUGUCACCGCCGCCUUCCCCGGCCCUCUCUCCUUGUGUCACCGCCGCCUUCCCCGGCCCUCUCUCCUUGUGUCACCGCCGCCUUCCCCGGCCCUCUCUCCUUGUGCCACCGCCGCCUUCCCCGGCCCUCUCUCCUUGUGCCACCGCCGCCUUCCCCGGCCCUCUCUCCUUGUGCCACCGCCGCCUUCCCCGGCCCUCUCUCCUCGUGUCACCACCGCCUUCCCCGGCCCUGAUUGUGUUUGUUGA
This is a messenger RNA of Knipowitschia caucasica, 5469 nucleotides long. The record is from the annotation of a GenBank genome assembly. Lineage: Eukaryota; Metazoa; Chordata; Actinopteri; Gobiiformes; Gobiidae.